AUGUACAAACACCAACUCUACCUCAUCAAGAAGUCAACAACAACACUUCAUCACAACAAAACUCUCGGAACUCUCAGUAAUCAAGUGAGAAAUGUAUCAAACUUUACAACACCACAACUUGUUAAACAUUUAAAAAGACAUCAUCAACACAGAGGAUCGAUUGUAUUUAAUUAUGAUCAAAUUGUGAGUGGAGAACCAAAAUACAAACUCUCUCAUUCAUCAAUGGAACCACUCUUGGAAUAUAUCUUGUCUAAGAAUGGUGCGGAUGGACAUGUAAAUCAUCAAGCCUUGUUUUUGGAAAUUUCACCAGUCUCUCAAAGUUUAUUCGGAUGUUUUAUUCAUAAUACUAAUAGAGGACUUGCUCAGGGUAAUGUAGAUUUGUGGCAUUAUCCAAAUGCUUCAGAAUUUGUGAGUGAUGGUUUAAAACAAAGUGAAUAUGCUGCUAGAAAGAUGGCUUUGACAAAUCAAUUCUGGGGAGGUGGAAAAGGAAUUAUUCAAACCAAUCCAGAUUUGGAUUAUUCAAAUUAUGAAGUUAGAAGAACUGUCAUGAACGAGUUUGGAAGUUUUGUGUCAUCUUUGAGAGGUGUUUUCUAUGCUCAGGAAGGUUUUGGAAUUCAACCAAAUGAUAUGGCUCACAUCUUUGAAAAGACUCGUUUCACUACCAGUAUUCCUAAAAAGUUUGGAGGUAAUGGAAAUAUUUCUCCAUCGUUUUCAAGCAAGAUUGUAAUUAAUACAAUGGAAUCUGCCUUGUCACAUGUAAAUUUGGGAAAUUUGUCUGGUAAAAUUGUUGCCAUUCAAGGAUUUAAUAAGGAAACUGAAGGCAUCAUUUCGAGCCUCUUGAGAGAAAAACAUUCCCUUAAAGUUAUUCUCACAGAAACUGAUCCACUCAAAAUUAAGACUGUCAAGGGUUUGUUUGCUGAGGAAGUUAACGAUCAAAGAUUGGAUGUGAGAUUGGUCUUUGAAGAUCAAGAUUCAAUUCUCAAUUUGGACGUAGACAUUUUAUAUCCUUCAUCUGGAACUAUCUUUAAUUCUUCCAACAUUCCUCUCGUUAAUGCAAAGAUUAUUUGUGGAGUUUCUCAAUCUCAAUUUGAAGAUGCUUCUAAUGAAAGACAAUUGAGAGAAAAUGGUGUCAUUCUCAUUCCUUCUCUCCUAACCAAAACCUCAAACUUUUCAGCAGUGAAUGAAAUUUAUGGUAUCAUUCCAAACAAUGAUCCAGAAAUUACCAAAAUGUUUUCCAAAGAUUAUGAAUAUUCCAUUUACAAUACUGUCAAGAAAGUUAUCGAAUUAUCAGAGCAAAACAAAAUCUCCACCCAAAAUGCUGCUUUCGAAUUGGCUGAUAAGAAAAUUAAUGAACCCCAUCCAUUCAUUCCACUCAGAGGUUCUCAAAUCAUUCACUCACUUGUUUCUGAUGAAUGGCAUUUGCAAUUACAAUAA
Molecule: messenger RNA, 1434 nt
Organism: Naegleria gruberi
Lineage: Eukaryota; Heterolobosea; Eutetramitea; Acrasida; Naegleriidae
Exons: 1
Coding region: 1-1434 (477 amino acids)
Biological process (GO): amino acid metabolic process
Molecular function (GO): oxidoreductase activity, acting on the CH-NH2 group of donors, NAD or NADP as acceptor
Source: RefSeq, a predicted model, not a curated record